AUGGCAGAACUCCCUACACGACUCAAUGGCCUCCGUCCGACCAUUGAAGAAUUGAUGCGCAUUGGCGGAACUCCAGGGCUCUCGCUCGCAGUCAUAUCGAAGGGAGAACCGGUCUACGAGACAAGCUUGGGCGCCCGAGAUGCAGAGGCCGGUCUACCUGUCACUAAUGAAACGAUCUUUCCUAUUUGUUCGUUGACUAAGGGAUUAAAUGCUUCCGCGAUGGCGAUUCUUGUGGACGAGGGUAAACUCACCUGGGACACACUGGUCAAGGACGUUCUUCCAUCGUUCAAUUCCAGAGAUGAGACGAUGCAGAAUCAUUUAACUAUUACGGAUAUCCUAUCUCAUCGAUCAGGCAUGGCCUGGGCCAGUAAUUUGGUCAUCGGGACCGAGAACAACAUUCUCAUUUCAGGAAAGGAUGGACUCAAAUACAUCAAUUCACAGCCGCGCCUUCUUCCGUUCCGGACAAGAAUGUCCUAUAACAAUCUUACAUAUAACCUUGCUGGCUAUGUCAUCGAGGAAGUAAGUGGCGUUUCAUGGUUUGAGUUUGUCCAGAGCCGCAUUCUUGAUCCUCUCGGCCUAGAUCGAACCUAUCUUAAGCCUCCACCAUCGGGUAUCACAAAUGUCGCUCAGUGCUACAAUGCACUUGACGAUGGCUCUACCGUCCCAAUUCCUGGCCCUAAGGCAGGCCAAGAUUGGUAUGCCGGACCAAGUGGUGGCGCGUGGUCUUGCGUUCGUGAUCUUUCAAAGUUAUACAAAACCUUCGCCGCUAGCUUUCAAGAUCAAUUCACCACUGGAAAGGGAGCGACCGAAGGUUCUCCCUUUAAACAGGUUCCGCAUCUCACUUCCGCUAAAAUUCCUAUGGAUCAACCCUCAAGGAAUGAGCUAUCAUAUGCACUCGGAUGGGGUAGAGCCCAGCUUCCUAACCGGCUAGGUCAGAUCGGAAUCAAUCCUGACCUGAUGCCCGACGGGAUGCCUCUUGCUGGGAAAGGCGUUCCUUCGCAGCUUCUUCUUUUCCACCAGGGUAGCCUUCCUGGCGCCCUCGCACUUGUGAUUCUACUUCCAGACACUGAUAAUAUUAUCAUUGUUUUGUCGAACUCGCUAGCCCUAAAUGAUGUUCCUGACUGGGCUGGCCAACUCGUUCUUGAAGAGCUCCUUGAGGUCCCGAAAUCCGAAAGAAAUGAUUACAUCAAAGCAGCUCAUUCAUCCGUCGCUGAAAAUCUGAAGUGGUAUCCUGCACUGGUAGGGGAGCUAGCCUUGGCUCGGAAGAAUGGAACAUCACCUAGAGAACUUGAGGUGUAUACUGGGACUUACCGGGAUACCAUUGAUGUCUUCAAGAUUGUUGUGGAUUUGGAGGACAACCAGCUCUACUGGAGGCUGCAAGGGCUUGAUUCGGAGAAGUUUCCACUUGAACACUAUGAAGAUGACACCUUCACAUGGCUACUUCCACGCAACGAGUUAUCUAGACGCGGCCGCUGGGUGGGCUCGGACCAAGGGCCAGCAUUCUGGAAAGCAAUAUUCCAAUGCAGCGACGGUGGGCACAUUGACAAGUUAUAUUGGGCACACGACAUCGGCGUCCCACCAGUGGAGUUGACAAAAGAGUAA
Penicillium robsamsonii is the source of this 1602-nucleotide messenger RNA. RefSeq lists its product as uncharacterized. The record is from RefSeq and is a predicted model, not a curated record. NCBI's taxonomy places the organism in Eukaryota, Fungi, Ascomycota, Eurotiomycetes, Eurotiales, Aspergillaceae. The transcript has a single exon. Bases 1 to 1602 code for a protein of 533 amino acids.